Cannabis sativa is the source of this 1833-nucleotide messenger RNA. RefSeq lists its product as uncharacterized. The transcript has a single exon. The record is from RefSeq and is a predicted model, not a curated record. NCBI's taxonomy places the organism in Eukaryota, Viridiplantae, Streptophyta, Magnoliopsida, Rosales, Cannabaceae. Bases 229 to 1833 code for a protein of 534 amino acids. Gene Ontology annotation, molecular function: nucleic acid binding; zinc ion binding.
CUAUUUACUAUAACAAAAAAAACCUUGUUUUAUCAAAAAUAAGCAACUCAUUUUUGCUUAGAAAGGUCUUUGGUCGAAAAGGUUAGUGAACCCUUCACACUUACCUGGUAACCCCGGGGAGUUCUAGUAAGUUGUGAAGGACCAUUCUAAAAACCUCCAAAGUAACCUGGGAACAAGUUGAACAAAAAAAUUAAAUAUAUUUAAAAAAAAAAAAGCAAACAAGAGUGGAUGAGUAACUCUUCUUCUGACGAAACCACUUCUAGUGAAACUUCGUCCAAUCCAUCCACUACUCCUUCUCCCAUUCACACGAUAAUUGGUAAUCCUUUCGCAAUGAAUAAUAAUAAUGAAAUACAACAGAGAACACUUAAUGAUUACCUUCACCCCACCCAAACUUCCAUACCAUCAUGCUUCAUAUUUCCACCUAAUAUGCCAAGUCUUGGUGUCAAACCCGGCAUUAUUCAACUUUUGCCAACUUUUCAUGGAAUAGAAAAUGAAAAUCCAUAUGUGCAUAUUAGGGAAUUUGAGGAAGUUGUUGACACUUUUUAUGACCGAGCAACCAUCAAUGAUGCUGCACGCUUAAAGUUUUUUCCCUUCUCCUUGAAGGAUAAAGCUAAAAGUUGGUUGUAUUCUUUGAGAUCUAGGUCUAUCGGAACAUGGGAAGAAAUGACCAAAACAUUUUUUGUUAAAUAUUUCCCUGUCCAUAAGACCAACAGUUUGAAAAGACAAAUCUCAACAUUUUCCCAAAAAGACAAUGAAACGUUCUAUCAAGUCUGGGAGAGAUUUAAAGAUCUCUUAAGUCAGUGUCCACACCACGGGUACGAGAGUUGGCGCAUCGUCAGCUACUUCUAUGAAGGCCUCACAAGUCGUGAGCGCCAGUUCGUAGAAAUGAUGUGCAACGGUGAGUUCCUUCAAAAGGAACCCGAAGAAGCUCUUGAGUUUCUCAUUGAGCUUGCUGAAAAAUCUCACACAUGGACUGGUCCAAGUGCUGCUGAAAGCACCAACAGAAAUCGACCAGCUGGGAUUUACCAACUUCGGGAAGAGGACAGCUUAAAGGCCCAAGUCGAAUCUUUAAAAAAGCAAAUUGAAAUCCUUACGACUAAAGAUGGCCAAAAAGGGUGCAUGGUUGCCCAAGCACAAUCCAGACCACUCGAACCUUGUUUCGUUUGUGGAGAAAAUGGGCAUUUAGCUAAGGAAUGCUUAGUUUACAAAGAAAUGAAGGGGGUUCAUGAGGAGCAAUGCAAUGCCUUAGGGAAAUAUAACAAGCCAUUCUCCCAUACGUACAACCCUGGUUGGAGAAACCACCCGAAUUUCAGUUGGAGAGAUAACUCUAACCAAGCUCAAACAUCUGGAGGACAAUGGAGAAAUGAGCAUCAAGCUCAACCUCCAAAGGCAUAUCCUACGCCUCAAUACAAUGCUCAACAACAAGGGAACUCCCUUGAAAGCACUAUUCAUGCAUUCAUUGAGGAACAAGCUAAAAUCAAUCGCCAAUUAAAGGAAGAUGUCCAAGAAAUAAAAAGUCAAUUUUCAAAAUUGACCGCAUCCUUGGCUAUUUCUGAGAAAGGCAGACUUCCUUCCCAGCCUCAAUUUAAUGCACAAGGGCAACACAUGGCUGAAAUCUCCACCUCUAAUGAUCCCAUCGUUAAAGGGGUUAACGCCAUCACAAAAAGAAGUGGUAAAGCUUUGGAAGAUCCAUCCAUCAAAACCACUACUUCAAAUUCAAAAGUUGCCCCUGACAGUGCACCGAUAAAUGCUCAAGAAAAAGUACCAUUUCCCCAGGCUCUUAGACCUGUUGGGAAAAUUCCUGAAAACCGAGCUGAACUCUUGAGCACUUGA